GGCGGUUGUGGUUGAGCGCGCUUUGUCGGGUGCUGGCGGCGUUUGACUUGUGGACGGUCCAUGCGGUGUUGUUGACACUUCCUUCGAACGGGAGCCUGUCACCAUGGUGUAGAAUGGCAGAACAGCCAAGCAUUCCCUUCAGAACCACGGGUUCCAGGGUGCUGCACCCACUCAGUGUCUUCCUCAACGUGCCGCUGGACCAGGUGAAUUUUACAGUCUGUCAAUUGUUUGCCCUGUUUGCUGCCUUCUGGUUCCGUCUUUAUCUCAGUCCUGGUAGAGCGGGUACUGUUGUACGUCAUGUGGUCGUUACAAUGAUUGGUAUAUAUUUUGCUAUCUUCUGCUUUGGAUGGUACUCAUUACAUAUUUUUAUAGAAGUUUCUUUAUGCUACAUUAUUAUGACAAAAGCAAGCAUCUCAACUAUACACAGGUAUUCAUUUGUAGCAGCAAUGGGCUAUCUCACGGUGUGCCAAAUUAGUCGAGUGUAUAUCUUCAAUUAUGGACUGCUGUCCACAGAUUUCUCUGGUCCUUUGAUGAUAGUCACCCAGAAAAUCACCAGCCUUGCCUUUCAAAUACAUGAUGGGAUGGGUCGUAAAGAUGAAGAACUAACAACCGAAGAGCGCAGUCUUGCUGUCAGUGCAAGACCUACUUUACUAGAAUAUUGCAGCUAUCACUUGAAUUUUCUUGGUAUUUUGGCUGGGCCAACCUGCAAUUACAGGGACUAUAUUGCUUUUAUUGAAGGAAACCAUAUAAACAUGAAACUAAUAGAAGAACAUAGGAAGCAAAGGGGCUAUACCAAGUUCCCUGAUCCCUCGCCAUUGAGAGCUGUAGCAAACAAAAUGAUUCUCACCUUUUUCUGUCUGGUUUGGUUUACGGGAAUUACAAAGAACUUUCCUAUCUCCCAUAACGUGGAUGACAAGUUUAUAAGUGAAACCUCAUUUUUCUGGAGACUCUGUUACCUCUUCAUCUCAGUACAUGCGUCUAGACCCAAGUAUUACUUUGCCUGGACUUUAGCUGAUGCAGUCAAUAAUGCAGGUGGCUUUGGGUUCAAUGGCCUUGAUAAAAAUGGCAAUUUGCGAUGGGACCUAAUCUCAAACCUAAACAUCUGGAAUAUUGAGACUGCUACAAGUUUUAAAAUGUGCCUGGACAAUUGGAACAUUCAAACUGGAGCUUGGCUAAAGAGUGUCUGCUACAAUCGGGCUCCCUACUUCCCCACUGCUCUGACAUUUAUACUUUCAGCCUUGUGGCACGGAGUGUACCCUGGCUAUUACUUCACUUUUGUAACUGCAAUCCCUAUCACACUGGCUGCAAGAGCGAUGAGAAGCAACUUCAGACAUUACUUCCUUUCUUCUAAGACAAUGAAAGUUGUGUAUGAUAUUGUCACUUGGACUUCAACUCAACUGGCCCUAUGCUAUAUUGUUACACCCUUCCUUCUACUGGCGACGGAGCCCUCCAUCAAAUUCUACAAGUCAAUGUAUUUCCAUUUUCACAUUCUGUGUGCCCUUGUGCUGCCAGUUCUGACAAUCAGGAAACGUAAGAUUGCUGAAAAGAUAGCAAAAAUCGAUCUGACCUCCUUGAAUGCCAACUCCUCCCAUGCAGCCCCCAGUCGCCAGCAGUCCAAGAAGGAGCAGUAGGAACGAAGUAUGCUGGAAGUAUGAAAUGCAAAAGAAAAACUGUUGAGGGAGGAAAACAAAAAGAUCUAGUUUUUUUGUAUCCGAGUGAUCUUAACCACGAGAGUACCCUGGUGAAGAUUUAAUGAAAUGAGUAGUUUAAUGAAGUGUGUGUAUGUGCACGUGUGUUUGUUUACUGUAUAGUGAUCCCUGUAUUGAACAGCCCUUUGUUACUGACCCUGCCCUAACUGUGCAGUUGAGUCAGGGUCAUUGGGGUCACAGAGGAAUCCAGGCAUUGCUGAUAUUCGCCAGCUUGUUGAGUGUUGUUUUCUUAAAAUAUGUUUGUCCCAUGAAUUUUUGGACACUUUCAUUGUGAAUGAAGCAUGUGUAUACAAUGACCUCUGCAGGUGAAGUAAUUGUUGAGUAAUAGUUCAAGAUUUCUUGGACCUACUGUUCAAACAAAAAAGAGAGCUUGAACUGUUGCUAUGAAACCUAUCCUUUUACAUUGUUAUUUGAAGCUGAUCUUCCAUUUUUUCUGCCCCCACCACAUAACACUAUUGGGCCAGCCAAUAGCCCAUUCAUGCUAUUGGCUGCCUUUCCUUGGCAAACAGUAAAACCCUUGCUCGUAAUUUCUAAUGUAUUGAUUUAUAAUCUAAUACCUUAUGAGCCUCAAGGCUGCAAGUGAUUGGUUUUGUCUCAUCACAAGAAGGAAUACAGAACUAAUUGUCUUAAGGAUAGUGGGUCUCUCCUCUUCUGGAGUGGAGCUCCCUAAUUGAAGCUCCACUGCUCCCAUCUCUCAUUUCAGCUGGAUGAAAAUGAGAACGUCAAAAUAAAAAGUGUAAUGGGAAGGCGAUCAUUCAGUCCACUCACGGCCAUGGAUUGCUUCAUUGAAGUAUACCAACUUAGUGAUUACAGUGAUUGAGUUCUGAGCAAAUAGCUCCACAGAUUGCACUGAACAUGAUUUCACCAAACUUGCAAUAAUUCAAUGUUCUGUUUUGUUUAUACAAUUUUUUGAUAAAAUCAAAACUACUUGUGAGAAAGCUUUUACAGGUAUGCUAAUAGAUUUUCUAAUGAUAGAAAACUGGAUG
Pristis pectinata (smalltooth sawfish) is the source of this 2695-nucleotide messenger RNA. RefSeq names its product membrane bound O-acyltransferase domain containing 1 (gene mboat1). Gene Ontology annotation, biological process: lipid modification. NCBI's taxonomy places the organism in Eukaryota, Metazoa, Chordata, Chondrichthyes, Rhinopristiformes, Pristidae. Gene Ontology annotation, molecular function: acyltransferase activity. Gene Ontology annotation, cellular component: membrane. Bases 114 to 1631 code for a protein of 505 amino acids. The record is from RefSeq and is a predicted model, not a curated record. The transcript is spliced from 13 exons.